Messenger RNA from Archocentrus centrarchus (flier cichlid), 1109 nucleotides. It is a transcript of the gene rnaset2l, whose product is annotated as ribonuclease T2, like. Lineage: Eukaryota; Metazoa; Chordata; Actinopteri; Cichliformes; Cichlidae. The transcript is spliced from 11 exons. The record is from RefSeq and is a predicted model, not a curated record. The coding region runs from base 98 to 973 and encodes 291 amino acids. Gene Ontology annotation, molecular function: RNA binding; ribonuclease T2 activity. Gene Ontology annotation, biological process: RNA catabolic process. Gene Ontology annotation, cellular component: extracellular region.
GUGCCGCAGGUUUAACAUGUCGCUGUGUCUGCGUCAUUGUGGACGUGCUGAGCUGCACUGUGUGACUAGCAGCUAUUCCUGAAGAUCCCACGUGUGCAUGGAGAAGCAUCUGCUGAGUCCCCGAGCCUCACAGCAACGAUGCAAAAGCAGAAGUCAGGCUGGUGAGAGCGAAACGCUCACAGCAGCUCAGUGCAGCAGCUGCAGCCGCCUGCUGCCUGACAUCAUCACGACACAGGAAGAACUCUGGGAGGACUACAAAUAUGGCCGCGAUGACCUGGGCAACAAGAAUUUCUGCACCUGGAAGUGCAUCCUGUUCACGCUGCAGUGGCCGGGAGCGUUCUGUCAGUCUCUGAACAAUGCGAGUCUCUGCAGGAUUCCUCCGACCAUCAACAACUGGACCAUCCACGGCCUCUGGCCUCUCCAGCCGGGGAACCGCUGCGACUGCUGGCCGAUGUUUCAAUCUGACGUCCAGGAGGUGGAGGCGGAGCUGACUGAACUCUGGCCGUCAUUCGUGAGAUUCAAGUCCAACUUCCACUUCUGGAGGGAAGAGUGGAGGAAACACGGAGCGUGUGCGGGAUGCGUUGAAGGACUGAACUCUCCCCUGAGAUACUUCCAGAUCUGCGUGAAACUGCGAGGACAGUUCGACAUCCACAGAUUGCUGGAGGACGCCGGCAUCACUCCGUCCUGUGAGCGACCCUACAAGGUUGAAGAAGUGCAAAAUGUCCUUGCUCCACAUCUGGGUGACAAAAUGGAGAUCCAGUGUGUCACAGAUGACAAGGACAGAGAGCUGUGGUAUCAGCUGAAGAUCCGUCUGAAUCGUAACCUCACCGUCGGCUGCAAUCAUCACCUCGAUGCUGGUGCAGUCGCACCUGGCUCCAAGCCAAUACCCUCCCCGGGGCACCCCUGCCCUCAUCAGGUCCCCUUCUACUACUUCCCCAUUAACCACAAGCAGCCACAGCGGCCCUGUGACUAACACCGCCACCACCACCACAUCAUCAUCAUCAUCAUCAUCUCCAGCUCUGCUUUAUCCCAGACUACCACAAGAAACGUGUUUAAAGAGCUUAAAUGUAGAAAAAUGCUGAUUUGAAUCAAUAAACAUUUGCUUCACA